Aspergillus campestris IBT 28561 is the source of this 1067-nucleotide messenger RNA. RefSeq names its product ribosome-recycling factor. Lineage: Eukaryota; Fungi; Ascomycota; Eurotiomycetes; Eurotiales; Aspergillaceae. Gene Ontology annotation, biological process: translation. The coding region runs from base 323 to 982 and encodes 219 amino acids. Gene Ontology annotation, molecular function: ribosomal large subunit binding. The record is from RefSeq and is a predicted model, not a curated record. The transcript has 2 exons. Gene Ontology annotation, cellular component: mitochondrion.
GUUCUCGAAACACUUGCCAGAGUGUUGGGUGCCUGCUGCGUACCAUUACUACGUGGUUGCUACCUAGCUGCCAACUACCCUUUACCCGCAACUCAUGCGUCAACUUCCACAACAGCUGGCAAACCUGCAUUGAUCAAGGAAACAGUUUACACAACUCUUGUUGGAGUGUUCAUCGUGCUCUGAAAUGACUUACUUUGGCCGUGUACGACUCUUGUUGUCAACGGGAGCGCCUAAACUCAAGUUACCAGUUCAAUCUCCACGUCUUUUAACAUGGCCCAGAAACACGCUUCAGGUCGGGACCCGGGGCUUCCGAAGCUCUCAUAUGCUGUAUAAGAAGAAGGAUAAAGCGAAAAAGCAGCCCGACGCGGCCCCGGCAUCACCUUCAAGUCCUGCAACAUCUUCCGAAGACCCUUACGAUCUCUCAAAGUUACAGGAUGGCAUCUCGACUGCUCUUUCGCAGUUAAAAGACGACCUGGCCAAGAACCGAGUAGGCGGAAGGUUCAAUACCGAAUCGAUCGAAUUCCUUCGUGUCAAACCUCACAAAGGCUCUAAGGAUUCCGUGAAGCUUGGAGAAUUGGCGCAGGUUGUUCCGAAGGGCGGGCGCAUGGUGACUGUGCUCGCUUCAGAAGAAGAUCAUGUUAAAGCGAUCGCUUCGACAAUUGUCUCCUCCAACCUGUCCCUGACUCCGCAGCCGGAUGCGCACAAUGCUCUUCAACUGAAUAUUCCGAUCCCACCGCCUACGAAGGAAUCGCGCGACCAUGCAAUUGGUCUGGCGAAAGCGGCAAUGGAAAAGGCGAAUAGCUCGAUUCGCGACUCUAGAGGUGCGCUUCAUAAACGCCUCCAGGAUAUGCAGAAGAAGAAGCUUGCGAGGCCCGACGAUGUUCGGAAAGCACACGAGCAUAUGGAGAAAUUAAUAGAGAAGAGCCACAAGGAUGUUAAAGAUCUAUUUGAAACAGCGAGAAAGGCGCUCGAGCGGGUAUAAGCAAUGGGGGAACUCAAAGCUGCUGGUUGUGUUGCGAUUGGAGAUCUACAUGUACACAUAGUCGUUAGGUAUAAUUCAUAUUUUC